UUAAAUAAGUCUUUUUCAACACGGUUUGCGGUGAAAUCCAUAAAUCAGGUGGUGUUUAACAAUUUUUAGCCGAUAAACAGUGUUUGCCGGCGAAAAUUCGCGAAAAAUAAGGUGCGGAAAAUUUGCGUAAGGAAUUACAACAACAACAACAACAACAGUAUAUGUGUGUCGCGAGUGCGUAUAACAUUCCGGUCCACGAGCGCCGGAAGUGGCCGGAAACGGUAGUGUUCGUGCCCGUGAUCGAGUGUAUGCAAAAAACCGGACGAAAAACGGACGUAAAUCGCCGAAAAACAACGUGGUAAAAAAGUGUCAGGGGUGCUACCGCCGGAGCACGUGUCUCCGGGAAAAGGAGUUUAAUAGAAAAUCGCUAAUAACUUCGCGAGUUUUGGUCGGAUUUGUGUGCGGUUUUCACCGUUGGGUUAGUUUCGAUGCGAACAAUACGAUCCCAUAAAAAAAAAUAGUGAAAAUCGUGAAAAAAUUUUUGACAGUUUGUGAUGACAUCUGAGUGACAAGCAAUACCCAGGCGACAAAUAUUUUAUCGGCGAGCAGUUCCCAGGGGACAAAAAUUUGAACUUACCGUUACUGCUUGAAAACUGCCCGAUUUUUUAAAAAAGUGUGCGGAAAAUUCUGGGAAGGGGCCAGAAUCACAGCAGCUGGGCGGCGCAGCAUCCCUGGGGUCAUCUCGACCCCACGGGGUCAUAUCGAUCCCCAGGAUUAUCUUGACCCACAAGGGAGUUUACCACGAAGAUGGAACUCUCAAAUCGCAGUUUGAGGCCUCGGCAGCCAUCCGUCGAUUGCGGCAUGGGUGCGGUUCAGAAGAAAACCGCAGUGUCAGCCAAAAUUGACACUGGACGUACACCCCUGGCUGCACGUUUGAACGAGGAAAAUGAGGUUCGUCUGCACCUGAUGUUGCAGGCGGAGAAGGCGGAGAAGGCGGAACUGAUGAAGACGGUAGCAGGUCUCCAGGCCACUGUUGAGGGAUUGCAGAAGCAGCUUGCGGAGUCGCAGCAGGCCAGGCUUUCCGCCGAAGCGGACGCAAAGAAGGAGAGAGAUGCAUUGCUGGCCGAGAUCCGCGAUCUAGGGAAGCAAUUGCGCCAGGAGCUCUGCUGGCAACGCGGGCAACAGCAGCAAGCACAACCUGGUCCGUCAGUGACAACGGCGGUUACGCUCCCGGCCUACCAGGUGCCAACGGGAGAAGACAUCCGGCAAGUGGAGCAGCCCAGCUUCGCUGAGGUCGUCCGCCGCAAAUAUCGCGGCAUGGCUAAGGGGAAACCCCGGCAGCCCCCUCAGCAGCAGCAGCAGCAGGAAAACCAGCAGCAGCAUCAACAACAACAACAGCAGCAGCAGCGGCAGCCACAGCGACAGCAGGAUGCAGAUGCCGCUGUGCUGCUGCAGCGCAUCCAGGAGGAGGUCGGUGAUUUGGCCACUGGCCGGAUCAUCACGGAGAUGGCCGAGGUGAUGAUUACCGGCAUCGACAUGUUGGCCACAAAGAGGAUGUGGAACGUGGCCUGCAGCGGGCGCUGGAACGCACAGUAG
Anopheles arabiensis is the source of this 1536-nucleotide messenger RNA. Its product is annotated as mediator of RNA polymerase II transcription subunit 15-like. Lineage: Eukaryota; Metazoa; Arthropoda; Insecta; Diptera; Culicidae. The transcript has 3 exons. The record is from RefSeq and is a predicted model, not a curated record. The coding region runs from base 748 to 1536 and encodes 262 amino acids.